UGUGCGUGUGUGUCUGGUGGGGUGAAUUGCAUGCGCAAUCUGGAUUUAUCAAAAUGUUGCUGAUCCUGCCGGCCGGUCGUCAGUUGGGCAGAAGCGCUCAAACGAUAAGGAACUCUGGCGCGAGUUUCCUGGUGGAGUUGGUUUGGUGAGCUGUAGUUUAGUGUUCGGUUGUGUUGGUGAAGCUGGUUGUCCGGUUGCAGUUUUGUGGACCAAACUCUACCAGUGAGACAUAUCGAUUCGUUUGUUAAACCGGGCCACCCGGAUUGGAACCAAGCCGUGUUUUUUGUUGGGGUGGAGUGGCAUAUAGGAAUUCAAUACAGUCGCCUAGAGUCGCGUCAUCAGAUCGGCGCGUUAGUCAAGAUGCGGCUGGAUUGCAGAUGGAUCCUUUUGCCCAUGCUGGCACUUUUCGUCGAGGCGAGAGAUGCACGAGCGUACCGUGGAGGCAAGGCAGAGUACAUGAAGGCGGAUCGGAAGGGUGAAACCCAGUUUCAGCAUCAGAAAACCAUCGAUGGAGCCGUUCUCGGAUGCUUCGGCUAUGUGGAUGGACAGGGAAAAAUGUUUGUCACCCAUUACUUGGCCGAUGUGGCGGGAUACCGCAGUGUAAGCUUAUCUGCGCCCGAUAAAAUGACCCGGGAGCGUCUAAAGUUGUUGAGGAACGGUGAAGAUGGACCAGCGUCAGAUCUAUUUCCGGUCGACUGUACGGAGGAAGGAGACGUGGGUAGAUUACAGAAGAUGGCGGAUAAAAUAAAGAAAGAUUUCGAGAGUGAUAACGAAGCGGAGGAACCGCAAAGGAAAUCUCCAUCCUACGCUAAAAACGAUGAUCCGACCACGGUGGCGACUGACGGUGGCAGAGCUCCGGAAAAUAGUGAUGCAGAAAAUGAUAGUGUAAAAGCAAAAACGGCACCAUCGACUGCAACGCCCAGCGAAACUCCAAACAAAAAGCAAAAUGUUCGUCUGAUAAAUGUAAGAGAUCCGAGCUCGUUCGGAAAACCGGCAAAGAAACCAGCAGAAAGCUCGAAAACACCGUCAAGAAAAUCUCCAUCCAAACCAACCGGAGAUGAAGCGAAUUCCGAACCGGGAAAAGUGUCUCCAUCAAAAGGAAGUUUUCCGCCCAAAAAGCAAUACCCGAAGGUAUCAAAGCAACCGAACACAAUGGAACAACCGCAGGCAACGAAGGAUUUGGAGAAACCGUCAGAAAAAAAUCAGACUCCAGCUGCAAAACCGAAUGUAGCUGCCAGGUCGCCUGCCGUUCCUGAGGGUGCUAAGGAUGAUGAAGUCCCGGAAGAUGCAUCGAGAAAACAACCGACUGAUAGCAAAUCAUCGCCAAAAUCAGGAAAGGAUCCAAACAAGGUAGCGGAAGGACCUUCAAAACCUGAAUCCAAGAAGGGGUCCGACAAGCCAGCAAGCAAGAACAAGCAGCCCAACGAAGAUGAGAAGGCAUCGGAAGAGCCUAAAGAUCAACAAGACGACUCGAGCCCCGAGAAGCCAGAAGCCGAGUCAGAUGACGCCACAAACGAUCCUAAGCAAUCUCCGAAGUCAGGAAAGGAACCGAGCAAGGGCUCGAAGCCUCAACCCAAGAAGGAAUCGGACAAGCCUGCAGGCAAGAACAAACAGCCCAACGAAGAAGACAAGGCAUCGGAAAAGCCAGAAGAUCAGCAAGACGACUCGAGUGCCGAAAUGCCAGAAGACGAGUUAGAAAACACCUCUGACGAUCCUAAGCAAUCUCUGAAGUCAGGAAAGGAACCGAGCAAGGCUUCUGAUGGCCCGAAGCCUCAACCCAAGAAGGGAUCAGACAAGCUUGAAACGAAGAACGAAGACGACAAGGCAUCGGAAGAGCCUGAAGAUCAGCAAGACGACUCGAGUGACGAGAAGCCAGAAGCUGAGUCAGAUGACGCCACGAACGAUCCUAAGCAAUCUCCGAAGUCAGGAAAGGAACCAAGCAAGGACUCGAAGGCUCAUCCCAAGAAGGGAUCAGAUAAGCCUGCAUCCAAGAACGAAGACGACAAGGCAUCGGAAGAGCCUGAAGAUCAGCAAGACGACUCGAGCGACGAGAAGCCAGAAGCCGAGUCAGACGACGCCUCGGACGAUCCUAAGCAGUCGCCGAAGUCAGGAAAGGAACCGAGCAAGGGCUCGAAGCCUCAACCCAAGAAGGGGUCCGACAAGCCUGCAAGCAAGAACAAACAACCCAAUUCAGAAGACAAGGCAUCGGAAGAUCCUGAAGAUCAGCAAGACGACUCGAGCGACGAGAAGCCAGAAGACGACUUAGACAACACCUCGAACGAUCCUAAGCAAUCUCCGAAGUCAGGAAAGGAACCGAGCAAGGGCUCGAAGCCUCAACCCAAGAAGGGAUCUGAUAAGCCGGCAACCAAGAACGAAGACGAGAAGGCAUCGGAAGAGCCCGAAGAUCAGCAAGACGACUCGAGUGACGAGAAGCCAGAAGCCGAGUCAGAUGACGCCACAAACGAUCCUAAGCAAUCUCCGAUGUCAGGAAAGGAAUCGAGCAAGGGGCCCAAGCCUCAACCUAAGAAGGGAUCGGACAAGCCGGCAAGCAAGAACAAACAGCCCAACGAAGAAGACAAGGCAUCGGAAGAGCCUGAAGAUCAGCAAGACGGCUCGAGUGACGAGAAGCCAGAAGCCGAGUCAGAUGACGCCACAAACGAUCCUAAGCAAUCUCCGAAGUCAGGAAAGGAAUCGAGCAAGGGGCCCAAGCCUCAACCUAAGAAGGGAUCGGACAAGCCGGCAAGCAAGAACAAACAGCCCAACGAAGAAGACAAGGCAUCGGAAGAGCCUGAAGAUCAGCAAGACGGCUCGAGUGACGAGAAGCCAGAAGCCGAGUCAGAUGACGCCACGAACGAUCCUAAGCAGUCGCCGAAGUCAGGAAAGGAACCGAGCAAGGGCUCGAAGCCUCAACCCAAGAAGGGAUCGGACAAGCCGGCAGGCAAGAACGAAGACGGCAAGGCAUCGGAAGAGCCUGAAGAUCAGCAAGACGACUCGAGCGACGAGAAGCCAGAAGCCGAGUCAGAUGACGCCACGAACGAUCCUAAGCAAUCUCCGAAGUCAGGAAAGGAACCAAGCAAGGACUCGAAGGCUCAUCCCAAGAAGGGAUCAGAUAAGCCUGCAUCCAAGAACGAAGACGACAAGGCAUCGGAAGAGCCUGAAGAUCAGCAAGACGACUCGAGCGACGAGAAGCCAGAAGCCGAGUCAGACGACGCCUCGGACGAUCCUAAGCAGUCGCCGAAGUCAGGAAAGGAACCGAGCAAGGGCUCGAAGCCUCAACCCAAGAAGGGGUCCGACAAGCCUGCAAGCAAGAACAAACAACCCAAUUCAGAAGACAAGGCAUCGGAAGAUCCUGAAGAUCAGCAAGACGACUCGAGCGACGAGAAGCCAGAAGACGACUUAGACAACACCUCGAACGAUCCUAAGCAAUCUCCGAAGUCAGGAAAGGAACCGAGCAAGGGCUCGAAGCCUCAACCCAAGAAGGGAUCUGAUAAGCCUGCAAGCAAGAACGAAGACGACAAGGCAUCGGAAGAGCCUGAAGAUCAGCAAGACGACUCGAGUGACGAGAAGCCAGAAGCCGAGUCAGAUGACGCCACAAACGAUCCUAAGCAAUCUCCGAAGUCAGGAAAGGAAUCGAGCAAGGGCUCGAAGCCUCAACCCAAGAAGGGAUCUGAUAAGCCGGCAACCAAGAACGAAGACGACAAGGCAUCGGAAGAGCCUGAAGAUCAGCAAGACGACUCGAGCGACGAGAAGCCAGAAGCCGAGUCAGAUGACGCCACGAACGAUCCUAAGCAGUCUCCGAAGUCAGGAAAGGAAUCGAGCAAGGGGCCCAAGCCUCAACCUAAGAAGGGAUCGGACAAGCCGGCAAGCAAGAACAAACAGCCCAACGAAGAAGACAAGGCAUCGGAAGAGCCUGAAGAUCAGCAAGACGACUCGAGCGACGAGAAGCCAGAAGCCGAGUCAGAUGACGCCACGAACGAUCCUAAGCAGUCUCCGAAGUCAGGAAAGGAAUCGAGCAAGGGGCCCAAGCCUCAACCUAAGAAGGGAUCGGACAAGCCGGCAAGCAAGAACAAACAGCCCAACGAAGAAGACAAGGCAUCGGAAGAGCCUGAAGAUCAGCAAGACGACUCGAGCGCCGAGAAGCCAGAAGCCGAGUCAGAUGACGCCACGAACGAUCCUAAGCAGUCGCUGAAGUCAGGAAAGGAAUCGAGCAAGGGCUCGAAGCCUCAACCCAAGAAGGGAACUGAUAAGCCGGCAACCAAGAACGAAGACGACAAGGCAUCGGAAGAGCCUGAAGAUCAGCAAGACGACUCGAGUGACGAGAAGCCAGAAGCCGAGUCAGAUGACGCCACAAACGAUCCUAAGCAAUCUCCGAAGUCAGGAAAGGAACCGAGCAAGGGCUCGAAGCCUCAACCCAAGAAGGGAUCUGAUAAGCCUGCAACCAAGAACGAAGACGACAAGGCAUCGGAAGAGCCUGAAGAUCAGCAAGACGACUCGAGCGACGAGAAGCCAGAAGCCGAGUCAGAUGACGCCACGAACAAUCCUAAGCAAUCUCCGAAGUCAGGAAAGGAACCGAGCAAGGGCUCGAAGCCUCAACCCAAGAAGGGGUCGGACAAGCCGGCAAGCAAGAACAAACAGCCUGAAGGACCCGCUGCAAGAAACGAACCAGCUGGAUCAGCGCUUACCGAUCUUUAUCCAACGCCACCGUUCGAAGCAGAGGACCCCACAUCAAUGGGUGCAGUUAAACCGAGUGAUUCGAACGAUGUGCUGGCUGCUAUCAGCAGGGUACUGCCAGUAAUUCGAGACAUUAGUGCAUUGCCAUUGCCCAGCGGUGGAUCGGUUCCAAAGACGCCGGUACCAUCCACCAAAGACGCCGAUGUGUACGAUGAGGUAGAAGAUGAAGACGAUACGGAUGCGGUUGAUGCCGUUAUGCCAGAGAAGCAACAGCACAGCGAACCGGAAACACCCAGCCAAUCAGCCCCUCAACCUACGGAUACGGGCAGUUGCAUCGAGAUCAUACUGAAGGUACCAACCGACGCGCGGCACGUGAUUGUUCGAGCGGAAAAUCCCAAGUUUAAGUCACAGGCUGGAUCGCCGCUCGACCAGCUGGUGAACAAGAUUGCUCCCGGUGUGUACGAUGUGCAGUUGGCCAAGUUCGAUAAGGUGGUGUUUGAAAAGUACGAUAAAUCGCCAGCCGAAGACGAACCGGAAGCGCCCAGCAAUCUGGGAAAGGCAUUCAACUACGAUGAGCUUGUGCCGAAGCCAAGAAACGCUGGCUCAAGCAAACGCGUGCCGGAAGACAGUGUAAAUGCGUACCUGCCGAAGGUGGAGAGCGUUCAAUCGCGUGUGGGCGCCGCCGACGAGAAGCAGGGAAAGUCGGCUCGGGAUGAAAGUGCGCCGGCCAAGCAGCGUCGCAUUCCGGACCGAUUCCUGGCGGUGGGACGUCGAGGUUGACGGUGGAGCGAGGUUGAGAUCGAGGAUGAAGACUGUCUUUCAUGUAGUAGCAGUUAAGAAAGCAUUACAAAUGUAAGAAGCAAAGUACGAUGGAUAAUAAAUAAAACAAAUUGAACAAAUUGCUUGUCAAUAAAGAGCUUCGCUUGACUCAUUUA
Anopheles stephensi (Asian malaria mosquito) is the source of this 5606-nucleotide messenger RNA. Its product is annotated as nucleolar protein dao-5-like. The coding region runs from base 361 to 5451 and encodes 1696 amino acids. The transcript is spliced from 5 exons. The record is from RefSeq and is a predicted model, not a curated record. NCBI's taxonomy places the organism in Eukaryota, Metazoa, Arthropoda, Insecta, Diptera, Culicidae.